Molecule: messenger RNA, 2244 nt
Organism: Crotalus tigris (Tiger rattlesnake)
Lineage: Eukaryota; Metazoa; Chordata; Lepidosauria; Squamata; Viperidae
Product: tigger transposable element-derived protein 1-like
Exons: 2
Coding region: 351-2237 (628 amino acids)
Cellular component (GO): nucleus
Molecular function (GO): DNA binding
Source: RefSeq, a predicted model, not a curated record
GGCAAGGGCUGUGCCCGUGCACCGUCGGUCCCGUAAGCCGAGCCUCGGUGGUACACGGUGUUAUAGGCUGAAGCAAACCUCGGCUCUUCGGUCAACCCCAUAAGGUUGACCCGACACCUCGCAGGACACCCGCAGCCAAACCUCCAGGCAGUGACACCCGACACAUGAGCGCCUUCCCCCGCGCAAAAAAAAAUCCGCCUUUCCCGGCGCCAAAGGUUCCCGCCCCUCGCCGGUGACCCAGGGCGGGGGAUGCACGGAACGACCCUGCCGCAGCAGACUCGGCCGCGGCCGCACGCCUCCCUGCCAGCUCACUCACAGUACUUUGCAACUGGCUCUUAUUUUGGCUGGCAAUGUCUUCAAAAGGAAAGAGAAAGAGCUCCACUUCAAUUAAAGAAGGAAUGAAGAAGCAAAGGAGAACCAUCAAUCUUGAUUUGAAAAUGAAGAUCAUCAAAGCACAUGACGAAGGGAAGAAGGUAAACAUUAUAGCACAAGAAGAAGGGCUGGCCCAUUCCACCAUCUCCACUAUUCUGAAGGACAAGGAAAGGAUCAAAAAAGCGAUUAAAGGAGCAUCAGGAACAGAUGCCAUUAUAACAAGACAUCGAACAGGCCUCAUCCACGAAACAGAAAAACUACUACUACUUUGGAUUGAAGAUCAAAUCCAAAAGAGGAUUCCGAUUAGCCUUUCUCUCAUUCAGGCAAAGGCGCGCAGCAUUUUCACAACACUGAAGGAGAGAACGGGUCAGGAGUGUACUGAAGUGUUCACUGCCAGCCGUGGCUGGUUUAUGCGGUUUCAGCGAAGAUUUAAUUACCAUAGCACACGCAGGUCACGUAAAGGUGCAAGUGUUGAUGAAGCUGCCAAACGUUUCCUGGAUGAACUUGAUGAUAUUAUUGCAAAGGGGAGCUAUUUGCCUGAACAGAUAUUCAAUGUGGAGGAAACCUGGUUAUUCUGGAAAAAAAUGCCAGACCGGACCUAUAUCCACAAAGAGGCCAAAGCAAUGCCUGGAUAUAAAACAUUUAAGGAGAAAGUAACCUUGCUAUUGGGUGGAAAUGUCUCUGGAUUCAAGCUGAAGCCAUUUCUGGUCCACAAAUCGGGGAACCAUCGUGCAUUCAAAAACGUAUGCAAGCGCAAACUGCCUGUUUAUUACCGAUCCAAUCAGAAGGCUUGGAUGACACAAGUCCUCUUUGAGGAUUGGUGUAUGAAUUGUUUUAUACCUCAAGUAAAGGAAUAUUGCUUGCAAAAAAAGAUUCCUUUUAAAAUUCUCCUGCUCCUUGACCACAGACCUGGACAUCCCCCACAUCUCCACAAUAUCUACCCAGAUGUAAAAGUGGUUUAUCUACCCAAAAACACCACCCCUCUCUUACAGCCUAUGGACCAGGGAGCUAUCGCAAUAUUUAAAGCAUACUAUUUACGUGCAAUGUUUGUCAAAGCCAUCGAUGUAAUGGAGGAGGAUAAGAGGGUGACAUUGCGUGAGUUUUGGAAAAACUACAAUAUCCUCCAUUGCAUCAAAAACAUUGCAGCCGCGUGGCAGGGUGUCACUAUGAAAUGCAUGCAAGGGAUUUGGAAAAAGUGUUUAAAAUGUUUUCCUGCUCUGGUAAAUAAUUUUCAAGGGUUUGACCAUAACAGAGAUUUGGAUGAAAUAAAUAAGGAAAUUUUGACCCUCAUGAAAUCCCUUGAUUUAGAAGUCAGUGCUGAAGAUGUGAAAAGUUUGAUAGCCUACACUGAGGGAGAACUUUCAAAUGAAGAUUUAAUCGAACUGAAAGAAGAAUUGGAAGCACGAAGGAUCAAAGAAGAGGAGGAGGAAGAGGAGGAGGAGGAAGAAGAAGAAGAGGAGGAGGAGGAAGAAGAGGAGGAGGAGGAGGAAGAACCAGAGGAAGAACCAGAGGAGGAAGAGGAACCACCAGGGGAGGAACCAGAAGAGGAGGAAGAAGAAGAGGAGGAGGAGGAACCAGAAGAACAACCAGAGGAGGAAAAGGAAAAAAAUGUAGAAAUUCAGUCCAAAAAGUUCAAUGUGAAAGCAUUGGCUGAUGUUUUCUUGGGUAUUAACCAAAAUUUAUCAAAAUUACAAAGUAUGGAUCCAAAUAUAGAAUAUUUUGGAAAGGUGUAUCAGGAUAUGCAUGAAAUCCUAAGGCAGUGGUUCUCAACCUCUGGGUCGCGACCCCAUUUGGGGGUCGAACGACCAUUUCACAGGGGUCACCAAACAACGCAGUCCGCCAUUUUUUUUUCCCCUUUUCCUUAGCUGUGCU